AUGGUCGACAUCGAAAAUCUCGAGAAGGGCGACGUUGUCUAUGCUGAGAAGCUUGCCGACGAGGAGAUCCGCCACGUUCAGGUGUCUGCAGCCCGCCAGACCCACAUUCGUCGAAAGUUCGAUCGGCAUGUGCUCCCCAUAGUGUGCUGUUUGUACGUUCUCUCCUAUCUGGACCGCGGCAACAUCGGCAACGCAAGGGUAGCCGGAGCGCAGGACGACCUUGGCCUUGACAGCUAUCAAUGGAGCUGGGUUUUGAACGCAUUCUACAUUUGCUACGUGUGCUUCGAAUGGACCACGCUCAUGUGGAAGCUCUUGCCGGCUCACAUCUAUGUGGCGGUCCUUUGCAUCUGUUGGGGUGCCGCUGCUAUGUGCUCUGGUGUCGUUAAUAACAUGGCCGGCCUUGUCGUCUGUCGCUGCUUCCUGGGCAUUUUCGAAGCUGCAUUCGGAGCCGGCGCCCCUGUAUUCCUGUCUUUCUUCUACCAGAGACACGAGGUUGGGCUGCGGGUCUCGCUGCUGCUUGGCAUGGCUCCACUUGCCAACACCUUUGCAUCUUCUCUUGCAUAUGGCAUCACUCAGAUCAAGAAUUCGCUCGCACCUUGGAGGUUGCUCUUCCUCAUUGAGGGCGCCCCCACGGUCCUUUUCGCGUUUGUGGUUUACUUUUACCUAGCCGACUCUCCGGGCACAGCCAAGUUCUUGACAGAAGCCGAACAAACUGAGGCCGUAGAAAGGAUGAAUCAGGUGGAUAGGACAGCUAAAACGAAAGUCAACAAAGCGCAAUUUCUCUCUGGGCUCACAGAUUACAAACCGUAUAUCCACACAAUGAUCCACUUCAGCUGCAAUUACUCCUUCGCAGCACUUUCAAACUUUCUGCCUACCAUAGUCCAGGGCAUGGGAUACUCCUCGAUAAAUGCUCAGGGCUUGACAGCGCCGGCAUACUUCGUGGCUUUCUUGCUCUGUGUUGCUGUGGCGUUCACGUCGGACAAGCUCGGCAAGCGAGGCUACUUUGUGGCCAGUUUCGCAGCCAUGGGGACGGUUGGAUACCUCCUACUGGCUGUCGUCCAGGACACGACCAAAAUUGGUGUACGAUACCUCGGAGUAUGGCUUGCCGCGUGCGGAGUAUUUCCAGCCUUAGUGAUCAAUAUUACCUGGAUGCUCAACAACCAAGGCGGCGACUCGAAGAAGGGUGCUGGCUUCGCAAUUUUAGCGACAGUCGGGCAGAUGUCUUCGUUUGUGAGCAGCGUCGUGUUCCCAACGACGGACCGACCGUUCUACACGAAAGGCUGCGCUCUGGGUUGCGGUUUUACCGGCUUGAUCGUCAUCUUGUCCCUUGGCCUACACUUCAAACUACAACACGAGAACCGGAAGAGGGACCGUCUGUAUGGAAAGGUGCCCGAGGACGCACAGAUUGAUGUCACCCAGGGCGGUGAUAACAACCCGAACUUCCGAUACUUCACCUGA
Molecule: messenger RNA, 1458 nt
Organism: Coniosporium apollinis CBS 100218
Lineage: Eukaryota; Fungi; Ascomycota; Dothideomycetes
Exons: 7
Coding region: 1-1458 (485 amino acids)
Biological process (GO): transmembrane transport
Cellular component (GO): membrane
Molecular function (GO): transmembrane transporter activity
Source: RefSeq, a predicted model, not a curated record